Messenger RNA from Lotus japonicus, 2532 nucleotides. RefSeq lists its product as uncharacterized. Gene Ontology annotation, molecular function: ATP binding; protein serine/threonine kinase activity. The record is from RefSeq and is a predicted model, not a curated record. Gene Ontology annotation, biological process: peptidyl-serine phosphorylation; intracellular signal transduction. The coding region runs from base 486 to 2129 and encodes 547 amino acids. The transcript has 14 exons. Lineage: Eukaryota; Viridiplantae; Streptophyta; Magnoliopsida; Fabales; Fabaceae.
AUUCCUUCCAACUUUCAACUCCAAACUUUUCAACACAAAAACCAAAAGGAAAAAAGAAAAAGCCAUAUAGCCAUAUAGCCAGCGAGCGAAUCCAAUUUCACGUCUCACUCACAUUCUUCAUCAAUCAAACCAAACCAAACUCCUUUCUUUCCUUUCCUUUCUCUCAAUCCACCGUUAAUCUCGCUGCUUUCCCUUCUCUCUCUUCCAACAACAUCACACUCCUUCCAGUUUCAGAUUCAUUCAUCUCAAUUCAAUUCAAGAAGUGGCAGUUAAUGUGAAUCUAAUGUAAUACUUCUUCACUCAUUUGUGCGUUGAAGUUUUUCUUCUGAUCAGCUAUUAACUGUGUGGCUGAUGCUAAAGUUUGCUGAUUGGUUAUCCUUUAGUUUCCUGUUUGUCUGGCAAAGUGAGAUCCUUGUUUGGCAUACUCUUUAGUGUUUCGUGAAGUACAGUAUAUAACACAGUAGUUCAAAAGGUGAACAGAUAAAAUGGAAAGUACAAGGCGCUGGUUUAGUAAGUUUAAGGCGAUGGAUAAAACGAAGCCUUCGAAGAAUAAGGAAGAUACAGGCAUGGCAAAAGAAGGGCUGCAACCCCCAACAAACGAAGAAACCCCCUCAAAUGUAACCCAACAGAAGGUUGAAGCUGCAAAGCAGUACAUAGAGAAUCAUUAUAAGAAGCAGAUGCAGAGCCUGCAGGAGAGAAAAGAAAGACGCAAUAUGCUAGAAAAAAAGUUGGCUGAUGCUGAAGUCUCUGAGGAAGAGCAGAACAACUUGCUUAAGUAUUUGGAGAAGAAGGAGACAGAAUACAUGCGCCUUCAGAGACAUAAGAUGGGGGCCGAUGACUUUGAGCCCCUGACUAUGAUUGGAAAGGGUGCAUUUGGAGAGGUUAGAGUCUGCCGAGAGAAGGCAACUGGUCAUGUAUAUGCUAUGAAGAAGCUUAAGAAAUCAGAGAUGCUUCGAAGAGGCCAGGUUGAACAUGUCAAAGCUGAGAGGAACUUACUUGCAGAAGUUGACAGCAAUUGCAUUGUAAAACUUUAUUGUUCCUUUCAAGAUGAAGAGAAUUUAUAUCUCAUAAUGGAGUAUCUACCUGGUGGAGAUAUGAUGACGUUGCUGAUGCGGAAGGAUAUACUGACAGAAGAUGAGGCCAGGUUCUAUGUUGGGGAGACUGUCCUAGCCAUAGAGUCAAUUCAUAAACAUAAUUAUAUUCAUAGAGAUAUCAAGCCUGACAACUUACUGCUAGAUAGACAUGGGCACAUGAAAUUAUCGGAUUUUGGAUUAUGCAAACCACUAGACUGCAGUAAUCUGCAGGAGAAGGACUUCUCUGCUAUGAGCAACAGAAGUGGGGCCCUUCAAAGUGAUGGACGUCCUGCAGCUCCUAAACGAACACAACAGGAGCAACUGCAGCAUUGGCAAAAAAAUCGACGAAUGCUUGCUUAUUCUACGGUUGGAACACCAGAUUAUAUUGCUCCAGAAGUUCUGCUGAAGAAAGGAUAUGGCGUGGAAUGUGACUGGUGGUCUCUAGGAGCUAUAAUGUAUGAAAUGCUUGUCGGGUAUCCGCCCUUUUAUUCAGAUGAACCAAUGCAAACUUGUAGAAAGAUUGUGAAUUGGAGAACUCAUUUAAAAUUUCCAGAAGAAGCUAAACUGUCACCAGAGGCUAAGGACCUUAUUUGUAGACUCCUGUGUAAUGUGGAGCAGAGGCUGGGAACUAAAGGAGCUGAUGAAAUAAAGGCUCACCCAUGGUUCGAUGGUAUUGAAUGGGACAAAUUGUACCAAAUGAAAGCUGCUUUUAUACCUGAGGUCAAUGAUGAAUUAGAUACUCAAAAUUUUGAGAAGUUUGAAGAGGCGGACAAGCAAACUGAACCUUCUGCUAAGGCAGGGCCGUGGAGAAAGAUGCUUCCAUCUAAAGAUAUUAACUUCGUUGGCUAUACAUAUAAGAAUUUUGAAAUCGUGAAUGAGAAUGAAAUACCUGGAAUUGCUGAAUUGAAGAAGAAGAGCACAAAAUCUAAAAGGCCAUCUAUUAAGGCCCUAUUUGAUGACGAAUCGGCUAUGGCUGCCAAUCAACCUGUCAAAGGGAGCUUCUUAAACCUCUUACCUCCUCAAAUGGAAGUUCCUGAGAAAAAUGAAUCACAAUGAUCUGAACUAAUUUAUAGGACUUGUGAAUGGCCAUCUGAGGUAUGACCAAAUGUUGAUGACAACUGAUAGUUUUCCUUUUCCCAACAUUCUUUUGUUAGUAAGGCGUUGAUAGAUUUGGAAUCCAAGGUCCUGAAACUUCUGGUUCUGGAUAGCUGGUUUCUUGGCUGACUGGGAUAUUUAUUGUGUAGAAAAAUCGUUUAAGGUGUAUAUUCUUCAAUUCACCUUUUAUCAAAGCUGCAAUGGGCUACAUAUAUCUUGUAAUUAAGUUACUGCUGAAUCAUUUCACCCAUUUUUGUACUAUAUAUAGGGUUUGAUUAUUAUAGGUUUUCUUUUUGGACUCAAUUGUUUGUAGGCUAACAUUCUCUCCUAUCUGAUUUCUAUGAGAAAAUCUUUGAACCUCAAA